This is a messenger RNA of Amphiprion ocellaris (clown anemonefish), 4293 nucleotides long. RefSeq names its product regulator of MON1-CCZ1 (gene rmc1). The transcript has 31 exons. NCBI's taxonomy places the organism in Eukaryota, Metazoa, Chordata, Actinopteri, Pomacentridae. The record is from RefSeq and is a predicted model, not a curated record. Gene Ontology annotation, biological process: regulation of autophagy. Bases 452 to 3466 code for a protein of 1004 amino acids. Gene Ontology annotation, cellular component: late endosome membrane; Mon1-Ccz1 complex; lysosomal membrane.
UUCCUCCAGAGCACGCAGAGGCCAUGAGGUCAGUGGAUGGAAGCAGUGCACGAGUAAGGAGGGGGAUGGAUGCUGUCAUCACGUAUGUUAAUUAAGGGUGCAGUCAUUGCAUAUGCAAAAGGUUCAGUUGUUGUAUAAAUUGCACUGGAUCGAGACACGAGUUGGGAGUCGUUGCGAGGUGGUCACUCGUUGCAAUCCAGGGUAGAAAUGCUCUGAGCAAAGGGGAUUUUACCACGUAACUCGGACGGGGGAUUCAACAUGAUCUGCAAAGGAAUAUCUGUUCUAUUGGAAUUAUGGACUGAAGGAGUGCUCUUUCUGCACUGUUUGAGGAUUACAAAAGACUGUGAUCUAAAAAUAACGCUGACUGAAGGAAUAUAACUGAACUCUACUAUUUCCAAAGGAUUAACACCAGAAUGGAUUAACAAAGUUUUUACUGGCCCAAAGAACAAAAAUGGAUACAAGCAGAUCUAAAUCUGGACUGAACUCUCUCUCCACCUCCUCCCUGGAGCAGAGCCCAGCGGGGCGUCGGUCUUCAGGUUUGCCGGGGACAUCCGGCGCUCUGAAGGCGCUGAGGAGUCGCCGCCUCCUCCUGUCAGUCGAGUCGCUGCUUCGCCGGUGGAACCCGGAGCCCCGGACCGGUGCGAGGAUGACGGAACCGCCGCAGCAGCACUACCUGGAGCUCAGCGAGAACCCGGUCCAGUUCGAGCACGCGUCCAGCGUCAACAACGUCUUCUUCGACGAAGCUAACAAGCAGGUGUUCGCGGUGCGUUCAGGUGGAGCUACAGGUGUGGUGGUUAAAGGUCCAGAUGACAAGAGCAGUGUUGCCUUCAGGAUGGAUGAUAAAGGGGAGGUGAAAUGCAUCAAGUUCUCUAUUGGAAAUAAGAUCCUGGCAGUUCAGAGAACCUCCAAAUCUGUGGAUUUCAUCAACUUCAUCCCCGACUAUCCUCACACUGAAUUCAGUCAGGAGUGUAAGACGAAGAACGCCAACGUUCUGGGAUUCUGUUGGACCAACUGGAACGAGAUCGUCUUCAUCACCGACCAGGGCAUCGAGUUCUACCAGGUGUUUCCAGACAAGCGCAGCCUGAAGCUCUUAAAGAAUCAGAGCAUCAAUGUGAACUGGUACCAGUACUGUCCAGAGACGGCCGUCAUCCUGCUGUCCACCACCGUCCAGGGAAACAUCCUGCAGCCCUUCGCCUUCAGAAACGGGACCAUGUCCAAGAUGUCCAAGUUCGAGAUCGAGCUGCCAGUCAUCCCCAAACCCGCCAAACUCAGCCUGUCAGAGAGAGACAUCGCCAUGGCAACCAUUUACGGUCAGCUGUACGUCAUGUAUCUGAAACAUCACUCCAGAACGGCCAACAGUCCCAGUGCAGAGGUGGUUCUGUACCACCUGCCCAGGGAGGGAGCCUGUAAGAAGAGCCACGUAUUGAAGCUGAACACGACGGGGAAGUUUGCUCUGAACAUCGUGGACAACCUGGUGGUGGUUCAUCACCAGAGCUCUCAGACGUCUCUGAUCUUCGACAUCAACCUGAAGGAACCUGACUGUGCCGUCAACACCCACCAGCCCGUCCUGCCUGCCCGGUCCAUACACCCCUAUAGGAUGCCACUGGCAGGUCCAGCAGUCGUUCCCUCUCAGCCUCCAGUGCCAUGCCAGCUCUACUCGUCCUCCUGGAGUGUCUUCCAGCCCGACAUCAUCAUCAGCGCCAGUGAAGGUUACCUGUGGUACCUGCAGGUGAAGCUGCAUCCAACAGUCAACCUGCUGCAGGACAAAGGAAAGCUGAUGGACUUCCUGUUACGACGCCGAGACUGCAAGAUGGUCAUCCUGUCCGUCUGCUCCCAGAUUCUGGAGGGUGGCGUUAAAGGAAGUCUUCCUGUGGUGGCGACUGUCUUCGACAAACUCAACCAGGUGUAUAAAGAAUACCUGGAGGCGGAGCAGAGCUACACGGUGGCGAUGGAGUCCGGACCGAGUCGAGGCAGCGCCGCCCAGAAACGCCCCGUCAGAACCCAGGCGGUCAUCGACCAAUCAGACAUGUACACACACGUCCUGUCAUCGUUCACAGAGAGGAAGGAAGUGUCCCAUAAGUUUGUGAUCGCCGUGCUGAUGGAGUACAUCCGCUCUCUGAACCAGCACCAGAUCACCGUCCAGCAUUACCUGUAUGAGCUGGUGAUCAAGACUCUGGUCCAACACAACCUGUUCUACAUGCUGCACCAGUUCCUGCAGUACCACGUCCUCAGCGACUCCAAACCUCUGGCGUGUCUGCUGCUGUCUCUGGAGAGCACCUAUCCUCCUGCUCACCAGCUCUCUCUGGACAUGCUCAAGCGUCUUUCCACGGCGAAUGAUGAGAUCGUUGAGGUUCUUCUGUCCAAGCAGCAGGUUCUGGGCGCGCUCAGAUUCAUCCGCAGCGUCGGUGGCCACGACAACGUUUCGGCCCGGAAGUUUCUGGAUGCAGCGCGUCAGACCGGAGACCAGAUGUUGUUCUACACCGUGUUCAGGUCGUUCCAGCAGCGGAACCAGCGGCUCAGAGGAAGUCCAGCCUUCAACCCUGGAGAACACUGUUACCUAUGGUACCUGCAGGUGAAGCUGCAUCCAACAGUCAACCUGCUGCAGGACAAAGGAAAGCUGAUGGACUUCCUGUUACGACGCCGAGACUGCAAGAUGGUCAUCCUGUCCGUCUGCUCCCAGAUUCUGGAGGGUGGCGUUAAAGGAAGUCUUCCUGUGGUGGCGACUGUCUUCGACAAACUCAACCAGGUGUAUAAAGAAUACCUGGAGGCGGAGCAGAGCUACACGGUGGCGAUGGAGUCCGGACCGAGUCGAGGCAGCGCCGCCCAGAAACGCCCCGUCAGAACCCAGGCGGUCAUCGACCAAUCAGACAUGUACACACACGUCCUGUCAUCGUUCACAGAGAGGAAGGAAGUGUCCCAUAAGUUUGUGAUCGCCGUGCUGAUGGAGUACAUCCGCUCUCUGAACCAGCACCAGAUCACCGUCCAGCAUUACCUGUAUGAGCUGGUGAUCAAGACUCUGGUCCAACACAACCUGUUCUACAUGCUGCACCAGUUCCUGCAGUACCACGUCCUCAGCGACUCCAAACCUCUGGCGUGUCUGCUGCUGUCUCUGGAGAGCACCUAUCCUCCUGCUCACCAGCUCUCUCUGGACAUGCUCAAGCGUCUUUCCACGGCGAAUGAUGAGAUCGUUGAGGUUCUUCUGUCCAAGCAGCAGGUUCUGGGCGCGCUCAGAUUCAUCCGCAGCGUCGGUGGCCACGACAACGUUUCGGCCCGGAAGUUUCUGGAUGCAGCGCGUCAGACCGGAGACCAGAUGUUGUUCUACACCGUGUUCAGGUCGUUCCAGCAGCGGAACCAGCGGCUCAGAGGAAGUCCAGCCUUCAACCCUGGAGAACACUGUGAGGAACAUGUGGUUCACUUCAAGCAGCUGUUUGGAGAACAGGCGCUGAUGAAACCUUCCACCGUGUGAAGAACCAGAAGAUUGCCACGUACUUCGAUGCUAACAGGAAGUGGAACGGUUAUUCACUGUUUACUGUUAUCUUUGACCACAGAGCAGCAACUGAAACAACAAUGGAGCAUUUAAAUCAGAUUAAAAAACAAACAUCACUGAGAUUGGACAAACAAACUCGUGGAAAUUUUAAUGAGAUUGAAGCAUGAAAAAGUAUCAAAUAUUUGGCGGAUAAAGUCACGUUUUGAUGAAAUGCUGCAAAACAUCACAAGUUUUAUUUUAAAAGAGCCAGUUUAAUUAGAUGAAACUACUUAACACAGGAAGUAUGAAGAUAUUUCAGUACAUUGCUUUUAUUGUCAGAAAUGCCAUGAAUCAAAUCAAGAACAAGUUUAUAUAAAUUUGUUGAGUCUUAUGAGAAUAAAGUCGGCCUCUGUUGUUCGCAAGAUAAUUAGAAUAAAAUUAUUUUGACAUUUUUGACUUGACUCCUAAAAUAUUGUGACUUUAUUUUCCAGAUGUUUUUCCCUCAGUGGUUCGGAUUUUUCGUUUAAGUCAACUUGUUUCAAAAAGCAAACGAUAGACUUCAGUAAUCAGGAUCCUCAGGUGGGGCGCUGCUCUGAUGUCACGUGUUGUGGGUGGGGCCAUAUGUGUUGUGGGCGAGGCCAAACACUAUGUUCAGACACCCGUGUGAUAUACUGUUUAUUUUGUAAAACUAAGAUGAAUUAUUGUGUUGAAGCUGUUUUAACAUAAAACUGCACUGAACUGUAUGAAGGCUCAAAUAUUUUAAUGCUGUUAAAAGAAACUAAAAUGAAACUUUACCAUGUCUGUAUAUGAUAAAUGAUUGAACUGCA